Messenger RNA from Colletes gigas, 3868 nucleotides. RefSeq names its product myb-binding protein 1A (gene Mybbp1A). Bases 1 to 3747 code for a protein of 1248 amino acids. Lineage: Eukaryota; Metazoa; Arthropoda; Insecta; Hymenoptera; Colletidae. Gene Ontology annotation, molecular function: sequence-specific DNA binding; RNA binding; transcription corepressor activity. The record is from RefSeq and is a predicted model, not a curated record. Gene Ontology annotation, biological process: regulation of DNA-templated transcription. Gene Ontology annotation, cellular component: nucleolus. The transcript has 10 exons.
AUGGCAGGUGAGGAUAUGCACAUGGUAGAGGUGGUUUCAAAUGACUUUAAAAUGAAAGAAACGAAUAAAAUGAAUUGUACAAUUUUGGAUUAUUUUAAUAAACUCAGAAGUGAAGUCGAGUCUGAAAGGGCAGUUGGUGGAAUUGAACUAUUGAAGUAUUUACUUGGACAAGCCUCAGAACAGAAUGAUAGUAAGGAGUUUAAAUAUGCAAUAAAAAGACUUAUUCAAGGUUUAGGUUCAUCAAAAACAUCUUCUCGGGUAGGGUUUUACACUACUUUGACAGUAUUUUUAGUAAUGUAUUCAAAAGUGUCAAUAGAAGAAUUUUUAUCCAUAGUUGAUAAUGAAUUGCAUCCAGUAAAUAGUAAUAGUAAAGGUGAAAAUGCUGAUAUUUAUAUGGGACGUAUAUUAGCAUAUGGUGCAUUAAUACGAUCUAAAAUGCUUUCUAAAAGUACUGUUGAUAUACAAAUGCAAAUUGUACAAGAACUCAUUAAUAGGGGGAAGCAACGUAGUUAUUUAUCAUUUCCUUCUACUUCGUUUCUUAUUGAAUUUGUAAAUCAAAUUCAUGCUGAUGAUAUUAAAAAAGUGGUUUGGCCAAUUGUUGAAAAAGAAUUUGGUAAGCCAUGGACAGAGCAAACUAUAGAUACAUUUUAUACCUUAUUGUCAAUAAAAGGUAAAUGCCCACCACUUGUAAAUCAUGAAUUUUCAAAAAAGCAUUUUGGUACAGAAGAUAUUAUUACCAAAGAGUCUAUGAGCAAUAUAACGAAAGUGCUAAUGGAUUUGCCUAAAGUUAUAUUGUGUCACCAUCCAGUGUAUAAAUUGUUUUGUGAAAACCUAACAUCAGCUGAGCUUGUUACUGAUUUUUGGUCAUGUGUAGACCAGAAAUUUACAAAACCAACCAAAAUCGAUGAAUAUAUGGCUGUAAUAAUUCUUAAAUUAAUAUUAUCAAAUAGUAUGGAUAAAUCUGUACUUCCAUCAUUGUUAUCUCCAAACUAUAUGCAACAUAUGUUAAAAAAGUUUUCUGGUUCUAAAAGGCAUAAUAAAGAUGAAAUACUUUUUAAAUUCAAGGAGGUUUUACAUCUGUUAGUGUCAGCUACAAAUAGUAAUGAUACUAACUCAAAAACACAAUAUGCUGUAUUAAAGAAAUUAAUAUUAUAUCCGGGUGAUUUAAUGAUAGAAAAAAAGACAGGUAUAAAAGUAAUUCAAAUAAUUACAGGAAAUUUAAAUUUAGAUAGUAUUAAAAAGGUGUCAAAACUGUACAGAGAUAUUAUAGAAAAUAAAAUGCCUAAGGAAAAAUCGAAUAUGAACACAGAAUCAUUUUGGACAAAUGCUGAGAGAAUUUAUGCUGCACACUUAUUAACAAGAUUAAUGGGACACAGUGCUACUUUUGUUGACCAAAAAUGGAGAUUAAGCCAAUUAAAAUUCCUAUUUACUCAUGGAUUAUGUGAAAUGUCAAAUGUUGGAGUAGAUCUCGCUCCGCAACUUAAAGAAACAUUUUAUCAUGCACUGGAUCACAAGUUACCAAAGUUGAAAGAUCUACGAAAUAUAUUGAGUGAAUUAGUUCAUUAUUUAAAUAUUCAUUUAAAAAAUAAAACAUUAAAAUUAAGAAAUCCAUUAACAAAUGAAGCAAACAUAGCUUGGGAAAAAGUGAUAUGUUUAAUUAAAAAAUUAGAGAAUAAUUCGAAAAAGGCAGAAGCUGUGCCAGUAUUUCAUACAAUGAAUUUACAUAUGGGUUUACAAUUAUUUUCCGACCCACGACUGGCAAUUAUGGCUAUCACUGAACUUGAAAGCUGUUACGAAAGGCUAUUAAAAAAAUCUAAAAAAUAUAAAGGGGGAAGUGACAAAGACGACGAAGAUGAGCCCGAAUGGGUGGAAGUAGUGGUUGAUUUAUUGUUGUCCUUUUAUUCUAGAAAUGAUCAUUUGCUGAGAUCGUUAGUAGGAUGUGUGUUUCCACAUAUUUAUCCAUAUAUAACACCGGCAGCUAUACAUAAAAUUUUAGAAGUCUUGGAUGUAAGAAAUGAAAAAAAACUGUUUGUAGCGAAAGACGAUCUUGACGAAGAAUCAUCAGGCACAGAAUCAAAUUUUGAUAGUGAAGAUGAAGAAGAAACUAGUAAUGACGGAACGGAAAGUUCGUCAGAUGACAAUGACUCCGAUUCGAAUGAGGAAUCAUUGAAUGAAGACGAAAACGAAACAGUAACUGACCGAUUACGAAUGGCGGUACGUCAAGCAUUAGGUGAUGCUUCCGUUCAAACUGAGGAUGAAGAUAUAGAUGUGGACGAAAUUAAUGAAGAAGAUGGGAAACGAUUAGAUGAAUCAUUAUCAGCGGUAUUUAGAAAUCUUCGCGAAAAUCGUCAGACGCGAUCUAAAAAACAAGAAAAGUACGCGCAAGCUCUAACACACUUCAGAAUUCGGGUCAUAGAUUUAUUAGAAACAUAUUUAGAAUGUGGUCCAUCGAUGGCAGUUGUACUUGAUAUGCUGCUUCCUCUUUUUGCAUUAUUGGAAUAUUGCAUAAAAGAUCCACAUCAAAAACCUCUUCAAGAUCGAAUUCGAUCUUGCUUAAAAAAACUAGCGGCGGUGAAAAAAUUUAAGGAUACGGAAAAUAUCGACGAAGAUGUAUUAAUAACUAUAUUAAAGGCUUUAAUAGAAAAAGGAGAACGAACUACGUCAGUUUACCAAGAAAUGAGUGAUAAAUUAGCAGAAUGUUGUAUAUUUCUUGUGAGGUGUGCACAACAAGUGGAUAUAUCGACUGAUUCCAUAGUAAACAUUUAUGUAGAAAAUUUAACCGCUUUCUUUACAAGAAGAGAUUGUGUAUUACCACCUAUGUUAUUCAAAAGUAUAUUACAAUUACAUUGGGAGGGUAACUGGCAACUAGCCCCCUUACUGGUGAAUUUUGCUUUUGACAAUACUGUCAGAUCUUUUCGUCGAGGACAUGCACUUGAUCUCUUAACAACUUUUUAUAACAAUGGUCGCUUGGUUCGUUUGGAUACAAAGCACAGUGGCAUAAGAAUGAAGAUGGAAAAGAAGUUGUGUAAAAAUGUCAUAAGCACGCUUCAAGAAUUAUCUAAUGCACAUAAAGCUGAAAAUGAACAACCUAUUUUAAAAAAUGGCAAUGAAAUAGGUAAAGAAGUUAAACAAAGGUAUGUUUACCUUCUUUUGUCAUUGUUGCGAAAUGUUUAUACUCAGCACUUGCCAAAAGCGUGGGAUUGGGAAGCUGUUGGAAAUGCACUUACGACAUAUAGAACUCAUGCCUCACUUGCAAAAUGUACGAAAGUGGCGUGUACUAGAUUAGCUGCACAGAUUGGAAUAUCAUUUAAUAUAUCAAAGAAAAAAGAUAGAAACGAGCGAACUUCCAAAAUAAAUGGAGAAACGAUAAAUACAAUAAAUGACAUAGAAAAGUCUGACAUUGUACAAGAGAAUGGAAAUAGUCAUAGUGAUACAGAUACAGAUACUCCUACAUUAACGAAAAGUGAAUUGAAGAAAAAGAAGAAAAACAAAAGCAAAAAUGGGAAAGAUAAACAGUUAUUAAAGAAGGAAGCACGGACCUUACGUGAAAAAGCAAUGUCUGAAGGUUUUGAAUCAUUUAAUUUUAGUUCUUUUAGUUUACAUGACAAAAAUAAUGAAAGUGAACCACUUCAGAAUGGAAAUUCACAAAACGAACGAUUUAGUUCUAAUUCUUCACAAAAAAGGAUGCUCAAACAUACGUCGGAUGGCAACAAAUCGAAAAGAAGAAAACACCUGGAAACUGCUUGAUACAUAUAAUAGAUUCUUCGGAAUUAACCGGGUCGUAAAUAAUUGUUAUUUUUGUACAUGCAUUUAUAAAAAUAUGUAUCACAAAGUUUGUACAGCUUUGAAAUAUAUAAGUCAUUAACAU